Messenger RNA from Gossypium raimondii (Peruvian cotton), 3636 nucleotides. RefSeq names its product U-box domain-containing protein 43. NCBI's taxonomy places the organism in Eukaryota, Viridiplantae, Streptophyta, Magnoliopsida, Malvales, Malvaceae. The coding region runs from base 408 to 3455 and encodes 1015 amino acids. The transcript has 4 exons. Gene Ontology annotation, molecular function: protein binding; ubiquitin-protein transferase activity. Gene Ontology annotation, biological process: cell surface receptor signaling pathway; protein ubiquitination. The record is from RefSeq and is a predicted model, not a curated record.
GUUGAAAACUACACAGAGUCUACAGUUAAUUAAUAAGAAAAAGCGAAGAGCUUGACUUGAUUAAUAUCAAAGUCUUCUCUCCGUACAACAUGGAAAUGGGUAUUUGGGUUUCACUUCUCAUUUCUAAUUAAUUCCUAGCUGAUAAUAAUAAUUCUGGUCACAAUUAAAGCUUCUUCUUUGCUCUUUCACUUCUAUGGUGAUUUCCAAAAAGCCAUUUGUUUUUCAAAGGACAAGGGCUUGUUCUGAGUUCUUUUUCCUGGUUGUAUAUUGCUGACAGCCUGAUAUAGAGUAUCGGGAGGUUGCUCAAAGGGAGAGAUGUUGGAUGCUUUCUGAAAUCCGAUAAUUGAUUUCUAUUUCGGAUUAGCGAUUGGUCUUAACGAAUUAGUGGGAAAGAACGACCCAUUGCAAUGGCAAUGGAACUUAUACCGAUUGGGACCAUCUUGGCUUUGGUAACAAACCAGGUAAUGAAAACAGCUCAGGCUGCAAAGGAUAUUGUAAUUGAGAAGGAAAGUUUCAAAGUCCUGUCAAAGCAUCUCUUUGACAUAGAGCCUCUGUUGAAGGAAUUGCAGCUUCGGCAGUUGAAUGAUUCUCCCGCAGCAAGGCUAGCUCUAGAGGCUCUGGAGGCAGAUGUCAAGAAGGCGAAUACUUUGGUCGAGAAAUACAAAAAUAGAGGCCGUUUCUACUUACUUGUAAAGUGCCGGCACAUUGUUCAUGAGGUGCAAGAAGUCACAAGAGAUAUUGGAAGGUCUUUGGCAGCAUUCUCUAUUGCCAAUACGGAAGUUCUUUCGGGUAUAUCUGAUCAGGUCAAUAGGCUACAGAGUGAGAUGCAAAAAGUAGAGUUCAAGACUUCACAUUCUCAACUCCAAAUCGUUGACAAGUUAAACCAGGGUCUAAGGGAUCAAAAACGUGACCAGUGUUUCGCGAAUGAUAUGUUGGAAGAAAUAGCAAGGGCAGUUGGGGUACCCGUUGAGCCUUCUGAAAUUAGCAAGGAGCUAGCGAGCUUUAGAAGGGAAAUAGAAGAAGCUGGCAAUAGGAAAGAAAGAGCCGAAGUUCUCUUCUUGGAACAAGUUAUCGAGCUACUUUCUCAAGCGGAUACAGCGAGAGAUUUCGAAGAAAUGAAGAAGCAGUAUUUUCAAAGGGCUCAGGUUAUACAACGGUACGAUACACAGAAAGAGUACAUCCCUCCACUUAAACCUUUCAAAUGUCGUAUAAGUGGGGAAGUAAUGGUUGAUCCCGUAAGCCUUUGUACUGGUACCACGUGCGAGAGAGCUGCUAUUGAAGCUUGGUUUGACUGUGGGAAGAUAACUGAUCCAGAUACCGGUGAUGUUCUCGAAGAUACUUCUUUGAGAUCUAACCUUCCACUCCGACAAUCAAUAGAGGAAUGGAGAGAACUGAACUAUUGCCUUAAAAUCCGAGCUUGUCAGGCAAAGUUGUCAUCAGGUGUUGAUUUAAAAGUCGAGGAAGCCUUGAACCAAAUGCAGGAGCUUAUCAGAGAAAAUUCUAUAAACAAGGACUGGAUUUCCAUCGGAGGGCUCACUGAUAAAAUAAUUUCUAUCCUCGGAAGCUCUCACAACAGAGAAGUCAGGAAGAAGAUUUUAAUCACCUUGAAAGAUAUGGUGGAAGGGCAUGCAAGAAAUAAGGAAAAAGUGAUUGAGCAUCAGGGGUUUGAUUACAUUGUUCCGUGUUUAGGCCGUGAUCGAAGUAUCUCAAUGGCUGCAGUUGAACUGCUAUAUGAGUUAUUGCAAGAUAGAUCUAAAUGGAACGAGUCUUUUUGCUGUCAACUCUCUCAGCAAAGCAGCGCAAUUCUUUUUCUUGUUACCCUUCUAAAGGGUCCGGUCAGAGAGUCGGCAGACCAUGCCGAAAAAAUAUUGAAUAAGCUUUUUGAUGUUGACGAGGAGAACAUUUCUCGAGCUGCCAAGUCAGGGUGGUAUAAACCACUCAUUGAUCACAUCGUUCAAGGGCCGGAGUCUUCACGGAUGUCAAUGAUGAAAGCAUUGGUUACCAUGGAAUUGGUUGAUUCGAAUUUAAAAGUUCUUGGUGAAGAAGGGAUCAUACCUCCGUUGCUUUCAAUGGUGGCAUCUGGCAAUAUUGAAUUAAAGGAGUUGUCAUUAUCCGUUUUGGUCAAACUAUCCAGUUGUCAUGCUAAUAAAGAGCUUAUUGCUACUGGUGGUGGAGUUCCUCUUGUUCUGAAACUAAUGUUCUCUCCCCAUGUGUGUACAAUUCUUAUAGUCAGAUGCUCUGAGAUUGUUGAGAAACUUUCUUCUGAAGGCAACGGGGUUAAAUUUUUUGUUGAUGAAAAAGGGGUUCAACUUGAAUUGGAGCCAAUCAUCCGUGAAUUGUUGGCUUUGCAACAAAAUUCCAAAUCAUCGAACAAUUUCCGGAGGCCUGCUUUACGUGCACUGUUAGGAAUGUGCAGGUCUGAAGCUAAGCUGGUUAAAACUGCUGUUUUAACUGCCAAUGGUGUAUCGUUAGUCCUUCCUCUUCUUGAUGAUCCAGACUCGGAAAUAAGAGAAAUUGCAGUAAACCUUCUCUUCUUAUUUUCUCAACACGAAUCACAAGGAGUUGUAGAAUACCUUCUUAUGCCGAAACGGUUGGAGGGUCUAGUGGGGUUUCUCGAAAAUGACUAUAACAGUGAUGUCAAGAUGGCCGCUGCCGGUUUAUUAGCCAACCUCCCAAAGUCUGAAACAUCACUAACAAAAAAAUUGAUCAACUUGGAUGGACUUCCAGCAAUUAUAAAUCUUUUGAAAUCCGGUACGAUGGAAGCUAAAGAACAUGCUUUAAGUGCUCUCUUUAGGUUUACAGAUCCCGCAAAUGUCAAGUCACAGCAGAUUGUGGUUGAACACGGAGCUUACCCUUUGUUUGUAAAUUUCCUCAAAGUUAAUUCAGUAACAGCGAAGGCAAGAGCAGCGGCUCUUAUUGGUAAUCUAUCAAUGAGCAGUCCUAAGCUCACUGUGGCGUCUGAAAAAACCGGUUGCUGGUGUUUUCGAACAUCUCGUGUUCCUGUAUGCCCUGCACAUGGUGGUAUUUGCAAUGUAAACACCUCGUUUUGUCUGUUGGAAGCAAAAGCAUUGCCUUACAUAGUAAAACUCUUACACGAUGAAGUCGAGGCGACUGCUUAUGAAGCAAUUCAGACGCUUUCAACAUUGGUUCAGGACGGUUGUACGCAGAGAGGAGCCAUCGUUUUGCAUGAGGCCGGAGCAAUAAACCCCGUGUUAGAUAUUUUGACGUGGGGAACGGAUUCUCUGAAGGGAGAGGCAGUCGGUCUCCUGGAGAAGAUUUUCAUUUCAAAGGAAAUGGUGGACAGCUACGGAACUAAAGCUAGAUAUCUUCUUGUUGGUCUGACCGGCCGGAAUGUUCACGAUGACGGCCUUCUGGGGAGGAAAGUUGCGAAAGUUUUAUCGCUUGUCGAACGAUAUUCAAAAUCUUCAACAUCUAUUAUUCCAGGACUGUUUUGAUCAAAAACUAUGAUCGCUGAAACCAAGAAUUCGACAUUAGACCGACAUAUCCCAGGGUUUGUCGACAUUAGUUAGUGUUCUUGGUGUACAAAUUUGUGAUGCAAAUUUCAUUUGGUCUACACUUAUUUGUGAAUACUAUUAUUUGGCAAGACGAAUAGGAGUAUCUUAAUGGUUCGAGUAA